UGGGAAUGAGAUUUCAUGGUAAUCAUAAAUUUAAAAAAUCAGAUAUCAUCACUCUUGAACUGGAGCCUUUUAAUACAUAUGAUAAGAAUGCAAUAAAAGUUAUGGUAGAUGGUAUCCAUAAAGCCUAUGUGGCAAAAGAUGAGAAUAUAAGAAUAGGAGAUUUAAUAAGAUAUUAUCUUCAUUAUUGGAUAAAUGCUCAUGGAAAAAAGAACUAUAACAAAUCAGCAUCUUUAAAUAUUGAAUAUUCUUGGAUGGUCUGUGGAAGAUGUCAUGAUAUGCUACAAGCAUUGAGAGAUUAUGACUAUAGCUAUUAG
Molecule: messenger RNA, 314 nt
Organism: Ambispora leptoticha
Lineage: Eukaryota; Fungi; Glomeromycota; Glomeromycetes; Archaeosporales; Ambisporaceae
Source: the annotation of a GenBank genome assembly